AUGGAUAGGGGGCUGGAGAACAUGGUGCAAGAGGAGAGGCAGAAGUGGGCCUGUUCAGCCUACAAAAGAAAACGCUUGCGGGGAAUCCUUACUGCUGUCUACAGCUACCUGAUCAGAAAGUACAGAGAAGAUGGAGCCAGAAUCUUCUUGGAGGUGCACAAUGAAUAUGAUGAUCCUAUUUCUUUCUGCAGAUGUGGAGGUACUGUUGGUGCAAUUCUGACGUGUCCACUGGAAGUUGUGAAAACACGAUUGCAGUCCUCUUCUGUGACUCUCUACAUCUCUGAAGUUCAUCUCAACACAGUGAAUGGUGCUAGUGUCAAUCGAGUAACAAGAGUUUCUCCUGGACCUCUCCAUUGUUUGAAGAUGAUCUUGCAAAAGGAAGGUCCUCGUUCUCUGUUUAGAGGGCUGGGUCCUAAUUUAGUAGGCGUUGCUCCUUCCAGAGCGAUAUAUUUUGCUGCUUACUCAAACUGCAAGGAAAAGUUGAACAAUAUUUUCAAUCCAGAUUCUACCCAGGUACACAUGAUUUCAGCUGGUGUGGCAGGUUUUACUGCGAUCACAACAACUAAUCCCAUUUGGCUAGUAAAGACGCGGUUACAGCUUGAUGCAAGGAAUCGUGGAGAAAAGCGAAUGAGUGCUUUUGAAUGUGUCCGAAAAGUUUACCGAUCAGAUGGUAUUAAAGGCUUUUACAGAGGAAUGUCGGCAUCCUACGCAGGCAUAUCUGAGACUGUUAUUCAUUUUGUUAUUUAUGAGAGUAUUAAAAGAAAACUACUGGAGUAUAAGACUGCUUCUGCAUUGGACCAUGAGGAUGAAUCGGCAAAAGAGGCUUCGGACUUUGUUGGAAUGAUGAUGGCUGCUGCCACUUCCAAAACUUGUGCAACAUCAAUAGCAUAUCCCCAUGAGGUUGUACGAACAAGACUAAGAGAAGAGGGAACAAAAUACAGAUCUUUCUUCCAGACACUGUCUUUGCUUGUGCGAGAAGAAGGGUAUGGAUCCCUCUACCGAGGUUUAACUACACAUCUGAUCAGACAGAUUCCAAACACGGCUAUCAUGAUGUCAACCUAUGAAGUGGUAGUCUACUUGCUUGAUGGAUAGCAGCAUGGCAAGGUGUUCUAGAAGGUGGAAGAUUGAAGGACUGGAGUGGACCACUGAAUGUCAAUGCCGGUGUGGUGGGCAAAAGGAAAGUUAUAUCAGGAACGUGCAGCUAUGGACAAAACAGAAGGUUGAUUGUGGGCAACUAUGAAUAAUUUUGCUGCCUUAUUGUAUGGUCUCCUGGCAAUGUGACAAAUGGGAACUGCCCCUUAGGGAAUGCCUUUACGCAUCUCUCAAUUAAAAAUGGUUACAAUCUUUUCAACUGUUAAUCUAGACAAGGCCAUUCAGUCAUCUUCAGAGUCCUCAUGGGUGAGGGAGGGGGCAUAAAAUAUAUUGGGCAGCUUUAUUCACUUCUCUUAGUGAAUGCUCUCAACUGCAUCCUUUUUGUUGUGUUUUACCGCACAGUAACCUGUUGGAAGAAUGGGGGAGACGGUACUUUCAUACCUUUCCAUACCUGAAAUUCCCAUUCAGUUGCUCUGAAGAUUCAUAAAGAGACUGAGGUAGUAUUCAGUGUGUGAAGUUUUCCAUGUGGCUACCUCAAGACAAAAUAUGGCGCAGGGACCCAGAACAGAGUUAUUUCUUCACUGCAAAAGGUGAUACUUGCUUGGUUUUUUGUUUUGUUUUGUUUUUUUUUGAAGUUGGAGCAGUGUGGUAGGUCAGUGAGAGAGGAUCAGAUUGUUGAACUCUUGAGGUUAUCAAUCUGUUAAUACUGGUGUAUGUGGAUUUCUAGUUCUGCUGCAUCACCCUUUUUCUUUUCUGGAACUUUCCUUCCUUAAGUAAGAGACCUAUGAAACAUUCUCCUAUAUAAUCAGUUUUCCUUGCCAACCUGUCACCUCCCUCACACACCUAAGGAGGAGCUUGCUGAAUGCUACUUUAUAGCCUUUUUAAGGAUUCGUAAUGUGACGAGAAAUCUCAACUAGUCCGGUCUACCGUUUGGGAAGACAGGAUUCACUCACAUAGUUUCGUGCUACCUAAGAACAAACUGUAUUACCCUGAAAUAUCUGGCAAAUCCUGACUUGGAUUACCAGUAUCUGUAUUGGAGUACAGGGGGAGAACGCAUGUCACCAUGGCUGAGGCAAGCAGAAAGCAGAACAGUUGAAGUUGAUGGAUCUUUUCAGUGCAGACAGUCUCUGUGCAGAAUGAUGGAGAAAAUAGUGAUUGAGAUUUUCUUGUAAGCACUCCCCUUGAUGAUCGCUAUAUCACCUCUUCCAAUGUGAGCCUGUGUACUGAACUCAGCUGACAAUAUAACCUUGUCCUCCAAAUUGUCUGAAUACUCAGGCAUUGUUUUUGUUGUUCUGUAAGCCAAUUGCAAAACAGCAGUGAGGCUUAGCUAGUUUAUUCUGUCAUAAUAUACACGGUUUUCCAAAACUACACAGCUGGGAGCAUCAAAAUCAGAAGCUUAAUGUUACAAAAACUUGUACAGCUUUCCAAACAGGAAUCUCUUAUUUGCACCAUGAGUACUUCUCAGUCUGCAUCCAUGAUCCUUAUGAGGCAGAUGGCCAUUAUAAAUUGAGGGCAAUAGCUUUCUGCGUAUAAAUGCUGCUACACUGGUGUGGACGGAACUGCCCUAUCAACUCUUCCAGUGUGGUACUUCAGUACACUUGAACUGUGCAUUGUGUGCAAUGGCUUUAUUGUAUGAAUGACUCCUUAUGCACUUUGUGGCCUUCUUAUGGCUUGUGACUUUUCUUCCUUUUACUGGUUAUCUAUAGUCAAACUGUGUUCAAAACAUGCAGUUUGGUUUUAAAGAAAGCAUGUGGUUUGAUUUCCAUGUGAGCUGUGCAGGAUAAAACAUUUUAUGUUGUAGAUCCAUAGCAUCUCUGUUGCAGUAGUUCUGUAGGCUGUAUGUAAAAGCCUGAAGCUUACGGAACAAUGUCUGGGUUUUUCUCAUUUGCUCUCCUUUAUUUUGCCCCUUGUCAUGUUCUCCACACAGUAUUUGAGUACUUCAUGUAAUUCUCUGUACUAAUUGCUCAUCCUUUUAAAAGCCACCUAUAGUAUGUACAGCGACCUUGCCGUAGAGCCUUAGCUGUAUGGUCUUCCUUCUCCUUGGAAAAUGUUGUCUUACCUUUUUAAAGGCAGGGAUAGUGUGGUCUGUUGUAUGACCAAAGGUCAACUUGAGUGUUUUAAAGUAGUGAGGGGAGUGCUUAAAUGUGUGUUCUGAAGUGGGCUGCUUCUAGUGAUCUCCCUAGGAGAAGUCUGGAGUAUUCGUGACUCUGACCUAAGCCUUGCUGUGAUGCCAUUGUUCAGAUAGCUAAGUACAGGAACAGCUAUGUGCUGUAACUUUUGUUCUGUAGAAAGUGGAUUACUCUUCAGGCUAUCCAGAUUAUUCAGUCACAGCCAAAAUUUGAAUUAGCAAAGACAGUAUUCAGCUUUGGAAUUAAUGAAGACAAUUAAUGUUUGGCUUAGCCUAGGCUUCACGAGAGUUACUCCCCCCUGUUUAUUGGACAUGUUCUCCCUUGGUUGUACGGUCAUCUCCCAUUAAUUCACUGGGUACCAUGUGUGUGCCUUGUCUGGGUGAGAACAGAUCCCCUGGAGGUGCUAAGUAGAAAAUGUUAACAAGGACAAUUCAGUAUGGGAGACAACAGCUAAAAAAUAGACAAUCAGCUUCUUAUUACACCUCUUCAGUAGGUGUUUAAGCAAGGUUUUAAACUUCAGGGGUGAUCUUUUUGGCUUGCUUCACAUAACAGACAUAAAUCCAAAGUUUCUCGGGAUUUUUUUUGUUAUUUUUAAACUACUGGUACAUACAAAAUUACCUCUGAAAUACUUCCCAAAGAUCUUUAAAUUAUUUACAUAGUUUUCUUGAUUUUAUUUUUUUUAGUAUAAAAACUGAAAGGGAGAAAGAACAUGCUACAUGAGGUAAUAUCCUUAACUACGGAACUGAAAGGAGUGCAUUUAAAGUCUCUUGUAACUUAGUUGGUCAUCUUGAUUUAUAUUUGAAUGUCGUCUAUCUGUCACGCUCUUCUGUGCUAGUGGUAAAGGUCUUGGACGUCUGAAAAAUUCGGUAAUUAAUUAGUUUCCUCGUAUUUCCCUUGCCUAGAUGAAACGCAAGUGUUUUGGCAAGCUGUUCAGCUGGCAGCCCGUUGGGUUUGGGAGAGGCUGUGGGGCCUGCAGUGUCCGGAGGGAU
This is a messenger RNA of Egretta garzetta (little egret), 4210 nucleotides long. It is a transcript of the gene SLC25A36, whose product is annotated as solute carrier family 25 member 36. Gene Ontology annotation, cellular component: mitochondrion. The record is from RefSeq and is a predicted model, not a curated record. Gene Ontology annotation, biological process: pyrimidine nucleotide import into mitochondrion. NCBI's taxonomy places the organism in Eukaryota, Metazoa, Chordata, Aves, Pelecaniformes, Ardeidae. Gene Ontology annotation, molecular function: pyrimidine nucleotide transmembrane transporter activity. The transcript is spliced from 7 exons. Bases 1 to 1092 code for a protein of 363 amino acids.